Molecule: messenger RNA, 1197 nt
Organism: Protopterus annectens (West African lungfish)
Lineage: Eukaryota; Metazoa; Chordata; Ceratodontiformes; Protopteridae
Product: alpha-1-macroglobulin-like
Exons: 9
Coding region: 1-1197 (398 amino acids)
Source: RefSeq, a predicted model, not a curated record
AUGAUUUUUGUACAUAAUGAUAAAGCAUGUCCGCUUUAUACUUCUCAGGUUCAGGUAACUCUGGAAAAUUCUGAAGAUUUCAAAACUUUAGACUGUGAAAGAUGUGAAUAUUCCAGCUGCAUCUGUGGUGGUAAAACCAAAACAUUCUUCUGGAGUAUAAUCCCAGUAUCCAUUGGGGAGGUGAACUUCACUAUUACUGCUGAAGCAGUACAAACUAAUGAGCUCUGUGAUAAUGAAAUUGUAAUUGUGCCAACAAGAAACAGAAAAGACACAGUGAUCAAACCCCUUCGGGUAGAGCCUGAAGGUACUAAGUUGGAAAUGGCAAAUACUUUCUUCUUGUGUCCUAAUGAUUCCACCUUAAUGGAAAACAUUUUGGUGCAGCUUCCCCAGGAAGUAGUCAAAGGAUCUGCAUCGGCCCACAUUUCUGUGGUCGGUGACAUAAUGGGGACUGCACUGCAGAACUUGGACAAUCUACUUGCCAUGCCUUAUGGGUGUGGAGAACCGAACAUGGUGCUGUUUGCUCCAAACAUCUUUAUCUUGCAGUAUUUGGAAAAAACUGGUCAGCUAACUCCAGCAAUCAAGGAAAAGGCCAUUCACUUUCUGAAAAGUGGGUACCAAACAGAACUAACUUAUAAGCACCCAGACGGUUCCUACAGUGCAUGUGGCAAUAGUGACUCAUCAGGCAACACCUGGCUUACGGCAUUCGUCUUCAAGUCAUUUGGGCAGGCUACACCUUAUAUCUUUAUUGAUGAUCAUCAUAUGCAACAGACAGUAAACUGGCUUAAAAACAUCCAGUUACGAAACGGAUGCUAUCGAAGUGUAGGAAAACUCGUGCAUAGCUCAAUGAAGGGUGGAGUUGAUAAUGAUAUCUCUUUAUCUGCAUAUAUUGUUGCUGCACUUCUGGAAGUACCAAAAUAUGCUCCUAGAAGUACAGUAUUCCGAUGUCUGCGCUUCUUGGAGAGAGCUGCUCCAAAGGUAACCAACCCCUACACUCUUGCGUUGAUGGCCUAUACUUACUCACUUGCUGGAAAUAGGAAGACACGGAAUCAUCUGCUCAGACAUUUGCAUUCAAUAGCCAUUGAGAAAGGUAAUUUUUCUUUAAUUAUUAAUUUUAUAAUCUUCAAAUCACCUACAGCCACUAACUAUCCUAAUAUUCCUGCCCCUAAUGCAAUUGCUGUAGGAAAGCAUUUCUCAUAA